This is a messenger RNA of Funneliformis caledonium, 140 nucleotides long. Lineage: Eukaryota; Fungi; Glomeromycota; Glomeromycetes; Glomerales; Glomeraceae. The record is from the annotation of a GenBank genome assembly.
AUAAUAUAUCUGCAGAUCGUUUCUCUAUUUGGGCCCUUAUAAAAUAUGCUAUAGUAAAGGUAAUGUACAAUACAGCGUUAUAUUUAGGUGCAAUCCACAAAAAUCAAAAAUUAUCGAAAGAUGGUAGUUUUCCUGAUUAA